Planococcus citri (citrus mealybug) is the source of this 1201-nucleotide messenger RNA. RefSeq lists its product as uncharacterized. Bases 379 to 663 code for a protein of 94 amino acids. Lineage: Eukaryota; Metazoa; Arthropoda; Insecta; Hemiptera; Pseudococcidae. The transcript has a single exon. The record is from RefSeq and is a predicted model, not a curated record.
AAACAGGUUAAAAUGUCAUUAAAAAGAUUAAAAUUUGAUAAAAGUAUAAAAUUGGAAUGCACAUUUCAUGAUUUUAAUGAACCAAUUUUUUUUAAUAAUCCAGCCUGAAAAGGAGCAAUCAUUCUCAAGCUUCUCAUAACCAUUGCACUCGCUUACUGAUCGCCAUGCUCAUGCUCAUCCACUUAUUCAUCUCGUACCAAACUGAAACCAUGUAUCGUACAUUUUUACUUUGCAGACGACGUUCAAUCUCAUUUAGGUAAUUUUAUUCAUACGUUGAAAUAUCUGAAUUCAGGUCGAGGAAAAAAGAAAGGCUCCAAAGACGCCGCAGUCUGGGCAGCCGGAGCCAUCGCAGCCCUGGGAAGUAGCGCUCUAUUCGCAAUGAGUGGUAAAGCCGUUGUGGCUUCGACAGUUGCAUUAAUAUUGAGUAUUAUGUGUUACUUCAAAGGGCACGGAGGAUCAUCGCAUUAUACCGCAGCGUCAACCGCACCUUUGACUUCUGCCUAUCGGCACCAGUGCGCUGAAGCGAUCAUCGACGUUAACGCCAAAGAUUACAAUUCAGCGGUGAUCGGAUAUCGCAAGAGAACUCUCGAUGAGCCGUGGAAUUACCCGAGAUAUGCUUCUACUCCGUCCAGCGAGCCGAGUUAUAGUAGUCAUAGCCAAUGAAGGGUACCCGGGCCUUCAAUUUUUGUCGUUGUAGAGACGUGAUUAUAUCGAAUUGGAGGCCUUAGAUGAGAAUUUGUAUUGCAUUUUUUAGACUUUUUUUUACAUAGUUCGUAUUUAUUCGUGAUGUUGGUUAUUUUUAGGCUUGGAAAACUCGCGAUUCUUUUUAAAAAAUGUGUUGUUUAUUAUGUAGGUAGUUUAUCCAAUGUCCUGACUGAAUAGUUGGAGAAGCAUUGUGAGCCUUGCGAUAGUUUAAGAUAUGCUUCUACUUCGACAAGCGAGUUAUUGUAUUGUAUUCGUAGCAAAUGAAGGAUGCACGGACGUGAACGUUUCAUUGUUGAAUUGACAUUAUAAUUUCAGUGACUUGGACUGUCAUUCAUUUUACUGUAAAAAAGAAACAAUGAGGCCUGGGUACCUGAUUGCUUUUUAUUUUUAUGAUAUACUUAUAACAUUUACAUUUUUGUUUUAUUUUCUACGAGGAAAAUCAUUCACAAGGAAGCAGUUUCAAUUGUAGAAAUUUGUAUAUUGAAUAAUAAACCAA